UUCAUAAAUUAUUUUUACUUUCCAUUGUAAAAAUGAGCAAACACAUGCGCUCAAUUGUAGAUAAGAUAGCAUUGUACAGCACAUAAGCUCGGAAAUCGACUUGCUUAGUUUUAUUUCAAUUGUUGAAUAAUUCAGUUCAGAACAGCAAUAACUUACAAAUUAUUUUUAAUAAAAUGGCUUCAAUUCCGGUCUAUAAGCCUCAAACACCGUUUUUAGGGAUAAUUCCUGGUGGAUUUCAACAUAGUUUAAUGAUUAGAGUGAAGGGAAAGAUGACGUCAAAGAGGGGAAGAUGCUCAAUUGAUUUCGUCAACACACCAGCACUCAAAGUCGACCAAGACAUAAUGUUCCACAUGAGUAUUCGAAUGGACGAGAAAGUCAUUGUUCGAAAUUCAUUUAAAAAUAGAAGAUGGGAAAUGGAAGAACGAUAUGGAGCAUUUCGUAUCAGCUAUAAAGAUCCAUUUGAAAUUGUGAUACUUGCCGAACACGCACACUAUAAAAUAGCAGUAAAUGGUGUUCAUCUUGGAGUGUUUCGUCAUCGGCUUCCAUUAAAUUUAGUGCAAUACAUUCAAGUUAAGGGUGACGUAGAAAUCGAACACAUUUUGAUGGAACAAGAUAUAAAAUCAGCACAGGAACAAGCUGCUUUGGGAUAUAUGAUCAAUAAUGCAAUGAUGCAACAAAAUACAUCAACAAAAUAUAGAAUUGCAACGACACAAGUUGUUCAACCAGCAUCGACAACUUAUGUUGUGUCUAGUACUACAAGAGCAUAUCCUUCAUCUUCCGUUUUUCCUAUAACAUCGGCCACAGUUUAUCAAGCACCAACGACGGCUCCGGUUUAUCAAGCACCCACAGCUGUCUAUCAAGCGCCCACAAGUGCGCCUUUGUAUCCACCACAACCAGCUCCAGGAUAUCAGCAACAAGCAAAUCAUGUUUAUCCGCAAUUACCAGGUCAACAAAUUGGUGCAAGUUAUUCAUCAGCACCGGCAUAUCCACCUUCACAGGCGUUCCCAACAGCCCCUCCACCACCAGCUUAUCAAGAAAAUUCACAAUCAGCUACAGUUCCUGAUGAUCCACCACCUGCUUAUGAAUCAAAUGCGCCACAGCAACAACAAAAUUCAGUUUGGGUAUAUAAGUAUUAAAUUUUCGUUUGCUUUUGUGCUGUUCCUGUUCCUCAUAUUAGACUGACAAUAGACUUUGGAAUCUUAAAUUUCUCAGACUAUGCACAUGUAGAGUAUACCAAAGCUUCAUUUUUUGCAUUUUGACUAUAAUUGUUAAGAAUUUACAUACUCUAUGAAAACAUAUUUAUCAUCUGUCACUAAUUGUUCACUAAAGCUUUAUAUAGACUCAAUAUUAAAUAAAAAUAAAGACUAAAUCUAAUUAAACAAAACCUUUUUCUAUCGUUUUUGUAGCUAGCGACACCAUUUUUCCAAGUUGAAAGGCAGCCAGACAAAUUGGUUUUUAAGACAAAAAAUAGUGAAAAGAGUAUGAAGCUUUAAAGCUGUGAAAAUAUUGUAACGUUUUUUUGGAGUAGAACGUCAAAUAAGUAGCUUAAGAAACUUUUUGAUGUAAUUUGUCAAAUAUUUUACUAUUUUUGAACUUCGUUACAAUGACAUAAGAGGUUACAAUUUAAGACAUAUGGAUGAUUUUGAGCAGCUUUUAUUGUAAAUGUAAAUACAACAAAAUAUAAAUGUUGACUCAUAACAAUAAAGCAGUUAUCACAUCGAGG
This is a messenger RNA of Chironomus riparius, 1723 nucleotides long. Lineage: Eukaryota; Metazoa; Arthropoda; Insecta; Diptera; Chironomidae. The record is from the annotation of a GenBank genome assembly.